CACUAUUAUCUCUGGGUUCAUCCGAGGUGACAGCCGAGCCUCCGAACGACUCUGUACUCUUGAGUUUUCUUGCAAGGAAUCUGACUUCAUCUUCCAUAAUCUUGGGGAAUUAACGCGGAUACGCUGCAGACACACAGCCGCAGAUCCUCUCCUGACUACAGGACAGCUGCUGGUCGUCAAGACAUAUUUCCGAGUUAGAUAAUAAGCUGAUACCAACAAACAGCAAUGUGCUCGGUAAUAAGCAGGGUCGGACCGGUUCAACGGGCUCUGGCUGUCACGCUUCGCCUUAAAGCGAGCACCGAGGGAUCGAGGUACGCAGCAUCCGAGAGCAGGCGCUUCUGUCCCGGCUUGAGCACUCGUUUCGACCCGCUGCGAGCCACCAGCAGGUCGUACUGCUCCAGAAUGGCGCUGACCGAAGGACUGCUGUUCAGACAGCUGUUUGAGUCGGAGAGCAGCACUUACACCUAUCUGCUGGCAGACACGGAAACCAAAGAUGCGAUCCUCAUCGAUCCUGUUCUGGAGACCAUUGACAGGGACCUGAAGCUCGUACAUGAACUGGGGCUCAAUCUAAAAGUGGCAGUGAACACUCACUGCCAUGCGGACCACAUCACAAGCACAGGGCUGAUGAAGAAAAGACUGGUCGGGCUGAAGAGUGCAAUCUCCAAAUUCAGCGGUGCCUCUGCAGACAUCCUCCUGUCAGAGGGAGACAAGAUCUCCUUUGGAAAACAUUGCCUGAUCGUGAGAGAGACACCGGGCCACACUGACGGGUGUGUGGCGCUGGUGUCGGGGGAUCAGAGCAUGGUUUUCACUGGGGAUGCUCUGCUCAUCAGAGGCUGUGGCAGGACGGACUUCCAGCAAGGCUGCCCUGAGAAGCUCUACACCUCAGUCCAUCAGAAGAUCUUCACUCUGCCUGAACAGUGCCUCGUCUACCCAGCACAUGACUACUUAGGUCAGACGGUUUCUACUGUCGGGGAGGAGCGCAAGUUUAACCCACGGCUGACUAAGAGUCUGAAGGAGUUUGUGAACAUCAUGAACAACCUGAAUCUCCCCAAGCCAAAGAAAAUAGAUGUUUCAGUGCCUGCAAAUCUGGUUUGUGGAGUUCACCAAGUCUGAAUAUCCAACAGAAGGGAGGAUUUUAAUCAAGUCAACCACAUCGCAGCAAAAUAAUUAACAUUUAAUUGUUUUUAUCUGAGCAGGAUUAACAUAAAACUGAUUCCCAUUAAGUGCUUUAUUACGUGUACUAGGAUUGGACAAUGUCCACCAUAUUGUCACUACUGUUUCUCACUGUCACUUUGGUGGCAACCUCUGAUUGUCUCAUCCAGCAGAGAAAACCAUCUCUAAUCAUCAGCAAAGGAUGAUCAACUGUCUGACAUACGUCCCUGUGCUCGGCUUUAAAGGGUUUUGUCUCUGCACCACAUAUCUGUCUGUUAGUUGUGUUCAAAGAAAACGCUAAUAAUGGCAUGAUUGAAUCUGAAUCAAAUAUUUUAAUCACUGUAGAUAUAAACAAGAUUGAAAUAGGGAAAGAUCAUACAACAAAGAGCAAAUGAGAAUAAAUAUAUAAAGUACCUAAUAUACAAAGUUAUUUUUUUUACUAAUGUAAAAGUACAUAAAAACAAUAAUAUGUGACAACUUUGUGUAUCUAUAUGUACACAUUUUUAAGUACACAUACUCAGAAAUAGAGAUGUGUGCAUUUAGAAGCAAACGUAACAAGCUGCAUGCACUUGGACUUAGAUUGGAAAAAAAACACCAACAGUGGCCUUCAGGAAAAAAUACGUCGCCACCAAGCAGAAAAUAAUAUACACGACACUGAGAUGUAACUUCGGUGUGACAAACAGCAACAGUCAUGACUUAAGGCAGCUGUGAGGGGACACACUACCCUUUUUUUGCCCUUUGUUUUGGGCUUUUAAAAUCACAUUGUUACGAUGGACCCAACACUGAUGUGUAUUUAUGUGAAUGUGAAGAUUGUAUAUUAUCCAGGUUCUGGUGAUCAUGCUUGAAAUAGAAAUGCAAUCGGUUCCAUUCUAUGAUUGAAUGAGUGCUCCAGAUCUGUACAUGAGGGAAAACCACUCUUGGUAUUUUUGUAUUUACUAAAUUUAAAUGUGGCA
Messenger RNA from Acanthopagrus latus (yellowfin seabream), 2105 nucleotides. RefSeq names its product ETHE1 persulfide dioxygenase (gene ethe1). Gene Ontology annotation, biological process: hydrogen sulfide metabolic process; glutathione metabolic process. The transcript has 7 exons. The coding region runs from base 226 to 1113 and encodes 295 amino acids. The record is from RefSeq and is a predicted model, not a curated record. Lineage: Eukaryota; Metazoa; Chordata; Actinopteri; Spariformes; Sparidae. Gene Ontology annotation, molecular function: sulfur dioxygenase activity.